Messenger RNA from Vanrija pseudolonga, 213 nucleotides. RefSeq lists its product as uncharacterized. Bases 1 to 213 code for a protein of 70 amino acids. The transcript has 2 exons. The record is from RefSeq and is a predicted model, not a curated record. NCBI's taxonomy places the organism in Eukaryota, Fungi, Basidiomycota, Tremellomycetes, Trichosporonales, Trichosporonaceae.
AUGACCGACGACCACUCCGCCCUCGCGCCGCUCGCGCUCGCGCUCCUCCCCCUCCUCUCCAGCAGCGCCGAGCUCACGCCGUCCCGCGCAGCCACGGCGCUCGCUGCGCUCCUAUCGGUCGGGUCGCUCGCUGAGAUGCUCCACGCGCCCGAGGCGGCGCUGGACGCGUUCCGCUCGUGGGUCGCCAGCUCACUCACGGCAUACAUAUACUAG